AUGUGUCAAGGAAUUACUGAAUAUAAUAAUGAGUCACCCAAUACAAAAUUUUCUUUACUUGCAGCAGGAGCAGGACUUGUUGGUGGUAUUAACAGGAGACAACUUCAAACCAUUUUUUCUAUGAUGGGAGUAAUAACACAGUCAUCAAAAGGUCAUUAUUAUGAUAAACAAAAUGAAUAUUUGGAAAGCAUAAAAAAUGAAGCUGAAGUUAGUGCACAAAUUUCUUUAACAAAAGCUAUUGCAUAUAUCAAAGCAAAAGGAAAAAGAAUACUUCCUACUAGUUUUGAUUAUUCCUGGUCACAUUGUCGAAAUGCAAAUCAAGCUAGUGGAGAGCUAAUAUUUCAGGGAAAUUUAGAAGAUUAUGACCACAAACCUGUUAUUGCCUUUUCUACUGCUGAAAAACCAUGUCGGUUGAAAAAUAAAGAUGGCAAAGAGUAUGAAGUUUUUCAUGGCAAUCAUGAGCAAUCAUUACGUCAGAUGGAACAUGCAAUAUUGUUACAAAUUAUUGAAAAAAUUACACCAGUAUUGGAAGAAGCUGAAGUACUCUUGGAUAUUUGUGUAGAUGGUGACCUAAACUCAAAUAAAACUUUUAAUAAUAUUCCUUGUGUGAGUAAAGUAUAUGCAGAUUUGAAACAUGUUAGAAAGAAUAUAAGGGCAAAGAUAGCAAGUGGAAGAAAGCUUGAUGGAAAUAAAAUUACUGUAUCUGAUGCUGAACUAGAAAAAGUACAGAUUGAUGGGCUUGUUGCUCACCUUUCAGAUAACCAUAGCCUUUGUUGGGAUGAAGUAUGUUGGAGAAAAGAAAACCCUGAUAUUCAAUUAAAAGAAACACAUUUGAAAGAUCAUACAAGCAAUCAAAUAGAUCAGUUUAGAGAGUUUCUCAAAAAAGUUUUUUAUAUACCUACAAAACAAAGUUUAAUUACUCACAUUAGAACAUCAUACAAUGAAGCAUUCAAUCGUGUUAAACUUUGUUUUCAGGAUAAAAAAAUUGAUUAUUGGAAAACUUACACCACACGCCAUUCCCUUGCUGUUCUUCAAUAUAAUAAUAGUUUAUUGAAUAUGCUGGAAAUUUCCAGUAUUGCUGAAAGAAAUCAAGAACGUGGUGAAAAGAUUCAAGAACAGAAAAGGAAUCUCAAGACAUUUGAUUGGGACAAGGAUUAUGUACCUUAUGGAUGUAGUGUUCAGGAAAAAAUAAAAGCUAAAGAAUUUGAACCUACAUUUGCCAAAUAUAUAUUUGAUUUUGAAAAAAUUAUAAAAUGUCUGGCUUGUGGUGCUUUUCCCAAGUAUUCUCCUACAGGAUUGUGUCAGUAUCAUGACUUCUGUUUGAAGUUUGGAUAUCAUCAUGAAUUUCCGAAUAAUCAAUACACACCACCUUCACAAGACUUGAAAGCUAAUCCACCUACAUCAUAUGAUGUGCUUAAAAGAGUAUUCAAAUAUCAAAAGUUUCAAGAAUCACAAGAAAUGGCAAUAUCAGAAUAUGUUAAUGGAAAUCAUACUUUUGUUUCAAUAAGAACAGGUUUGACCGUUGUAAUAAGCCCAUUAGUAUCUUUAAUUGAUGAUCAAGUGAUUGAGACAAUUGCUGCUGGAAUUGGGUGUGCUAGUAUUUAUACUGGUGAAGAUAGGCCACGAGAAUACUUUGAAAAAGUCUUUUCAGAAAUUGCUGUUGGAUUGAUGAAACUCAUAUAUGUGACUGCAGAAAGUUUUGUUUAUAAUGAAUCAUUUACCAGAAUGCUGUUGAACUUUUCCAAAAAUUCACCUGUGUCUUUCGUAAUAGAUGAAGUACCUUGUAUUAUAGAAUGUGAAUACUAUAGAGAGUCAUGGAACAAACUUAAGAAAAUUACCACUCUAUUUUCCAAUAGCCCAAUUAUGAUGCUUACAGGAACUUGCAAGAAAAUUGAUGCUCAUGCAAUAUUGAAAAAUCUUUGUAUUUCUCCAACUGAUGUACAUUCUAAAAGUACUAAAGAGAAAAUAAUUAGAGAAAUUAUCAUGUUGUUGAAAGAAUUAGAAAAUGGAAAAUGCAUUAUCUACUGCCCAACAGUGCAUAUGUGUGAUUAUGUUUAUGAACAUCUCUGUGAAAAAGCUGAUCUUGAUAUGAAUAUAGCAGUGUAUUACAGUUCUCUAGGUAAUGGUGAAAAAAAUAAAAAAAUGAAAUCAUGGAAAGAUAAUAAAAUUCAGAUUAUGAUUGCAACUAAUGCUUUUGGUAUGGGAAUUAAUGACAAAAAAAUUUGCCUAGUAAUACAUUAUACAUUUCCAUUGAGUAUAGGCAAUCUUGUCCAAGAAACAGGGAGAGCAGGAAGAGAUCGAAGAGAAUCAGUGACUGAGGAAAUAGGUGAAGGUUCUGAAAUAGAUAAAAGGCUAGCCUAUCUGGCUAAAUCAAGGGAAAAAAUAUUUGAAGUUGUUUAUUUUUGCGAGGAACAAUAUACUUGUAGAGAAUAUAUGCUAGCAGAAUAUUUUUCAUGGAAUGGUGAUACUCUGAAUCCUCCAUGUGGAAAUUGUGACAACUGUUUACGAGUACAAGCUAAACCUGUAUCUAAAGUUAAUUUGAUGUCAGAUGUGCUCAAAAUGGUAGAGGUUUAUUGUCAAUUGAAAUGCGAUCAUGAAGAACUCACCUUGUUGAAUACUUAUAACGAUAAAACUUUUAAACAAGAGAGGUUGAUUAAGACUAAAGCUGAAGUACUACAUUUGCUCGAUCUGCUUAUAAUACGUAAUAUAGUAAAAGUAAUGAUAAACUUAUAUAGACCAAAUUCAAAUGGAAGCAUAUUACAGACAAACCUUCAUAUAUGUGGUGUCAAUGAAGCAUAUUUUAUAAGGGCCCAAGAAAGUGAGGCUAGCUUUUUGGAAAGAGAUCAUUUAUUGAAAUAUUUGUUGAGGAAAAUUGUUACUACAAUUAGAUAUAGGGACAACAUACUAAAGGAAUCCUUUGAUAGCAUCGCUGAUAAAUUAUAUCAAAUUUGGGUAAAAACAAAACAGUUUCAAUCAUGGGAAAUUGAAAGUAUUAGCAGUACUGACUCAAUUAUAAACAGCAAUUGUAGUGAUACCUCAGAAAAUAUGAAAAGAGAUCAAAAUGAUACUAUCAUAGCACCUUUUCAGGGAAGUAAUGAAAGUUCCCCAGGGAUGAUACUGCCAGUAGCAAUGUAUGGACUACCAUCAGGAAUUACCACACCUCAACCACCAUCUAAGAUACCAUCUCGUAUGUUUGAUUUCUUGGCACCACUUGAUCCUCUCCAAAAUAGUAACUCAUCUACAAUCUCUAAUUUUAUAACCGCAAAUUGGCAACCAGUGAAUAACCGUUGGCUUAAAAGUAACUCAAAUAACAAAGGAAAUAACACAAUAGGAUAUCAAAAUGUAACUAUUAAAGGAACCCCACAGUCAACAACAUCAGUAUCUAGCAGUCAACCGUCAAAUAAUAUAAACACCUCUCAACCAAUACUUACACCUCAACCAGCUAUAGUACCAGUAGGAGGAAACAAUGACAAUGCCUACCUUCAAGUCAUACAAGGGUUAGCAGGAUGGCUUCAAGGACAACAAAUGAGAGAACAACGAUUGGUAGAUUUACCAACAUUUAGAGGAGGAAAUCAAGACCCAGUAGAGUGGCUUGAGGCUUUCGAACGAGCUUGUAAAGCAAACCAUAUUAAUACCACUUGA
Molecule: messenger RNA, 3642 nt
Organism: Funneliformis caledonium
Lineage: Eukaryota; Fungi; Glomeromycota; Glomeromycetes; Glomerales; Glomeraceae
Source: the annotation of a GenBank genome assembly